AUGGCCAUGCUCUUCUUCUAUGCCUUCAUGGUGGUGGGUGUGCUCUCUCAAGCACACCCAAUCCCACCAAUUUCUCUCACCGUUGAUCUGUCCGGUAAAGGUGACUAUACUAAAAUACAAGACGCUAUUGACGCCGUGCCGUCUAACAACGUCGUGCCUGUGUCGAUUUGGGUUCGACCUGGUGUCUACCAAGAAAAAGUUGAUGUGCCUGCAGACAAACCCUUUAUAACAAUGAGUGGCACAAACGCAGAGCAGACCAUAGUAACAUGGAACCAAGCCGGAUGGAUAAAUCAAACCGCAGUCUUUGCUGUGUGGGCUUCUGAUUUUACAGGACGCCAACUCACAAUUCAGAAUACAUAUGGAACCGGUGACAAAACAGUGGCACUAAGAGUAUCAGGAGACAGAGCAGCAUUCUAUGGGUGCAAAAUUUUGUCCCAUCAAGAUGCGUUAUUUGACGAGAUUGGCAAGCACUACUACAAAGACUGCUACAUUCAAGGAGACACUGAUUUUAUAUUUGGAAGUGCUGAUUCUUUAUAUGCGAAUUGUCACUUGCAUACACUUUCGGGUCAAAACGGAGCUAUAACGGCCCAACGACGAACUUCUCCUUCAGAGGAAUCUGGGUUCACCUUUUUGUGGUGCAACAUCACCGGCGUCAAAACGGCACUCUUGGGAAGGCCAUGGGGGCCAUAUGCCAGAGUCGUAUUUGCCUACACUCAAAUGUCAAACGUGAUUCUGCCACAAGGUUGGGACAGUUGGGGGCUAUCACCCUACAACUUAAGUAACGUUUUCUAUGGGGAAUACAACUGUUUUGGACCGGGAGCCGUGACAACACAAAGAGUUAAUUGGGCACACAAGCUUACCACCAGAGAAUUUGCACACUUCAUGGCUCAGGCUAGUGCCCUUCGGCGUACAAUUAUUGGUAGCGACGGAGGAGGAGGGCAACGUGGAGCUUCCACUCCCAUUGGAGGAGAAGGAAACAAAGCCAACGUGGAGCAGGCUCCCGCUUCAGCUGCAGGGCUCACCAUUGAGUAG
This is a messenger RNA of Prunus dulcis (almond), 1032 nucleotides long. RefSeq names its product putative pectinesterase 11. Gene Ontology annotation, biological process: cell wall modification. The record is from RefSeq and is a predicted model, not a curated record. NCBI's taxonomy places the organism in Eukaryota, Viridiplantae, Streptophyta, Magnoliopsida, Rosales, Rosaceae. Bases 1 to 1032 code for a protein of 343 amino acids. The transcript has 4 exons. Gene Ontology annotation, molecular function: pectinesterase activity.